Anthostomella pinea is the source of this 663-nucleotide messenger RNA. NCBI's taxonomy places the organism in Eukaryota, Fungi, Ascomycota, Sordariomycetes, Xylariales, Xylariaceae. The record is from the annotation of a GenBank genome assembly.
AUGUCGGCAUGCUCACCAGCGGUUGGCUUUUUGAGCUUGCCCAUCGAACUUCGCAAUGAAAUCUACAGAUACGUACUGGUUGUAGCUCAGCCACUUUACCUUUUUCGAGAAGCAGGUUCUUGUGUCGAAUCCUUCACGCCCGGCCGACCAGCUCGAUGGCCUGCUCUGCUGUCCACCAACCGAUUGAUACACAGCGAAGCCAGCGCAGCGCUGUACCGAAUGAACAAGUUCAACCUCGUCGGUAUAACCAGGGGCCAAGGUGGUCUCGUACGGUCUUUCCUAGACUGCAUCGGAGCUGCCAACGCAGCCGCAGUAUCUCAUCUGUGCAUCAACUUUCCAGCUGUGAAUGGUGCGGCAGGAGGACAGGGCAAGGCCAUUCUCAGAGAAGACGGCUUAAACGACUUGCGCGAUCUUGGCGAGGACUGCAUCAGCCUCGCGACUCUGGAAUUCUUCAUACACAGGGGAAAUUCCAGAGGUAUAACCAAUACAAGCGGCGAUGACGGGGUGCAGCUCGUCCAAGACGCCUUAUCGCAGAUCAAUGAGCAGAUUAAUACCAUUCUAUCGCUGAACAGAGUCAUCGUCAGGUCCUACCACGGGUCAAUCUGCCCUUCUGUCAUGGAGAGGAUGCGGAAAUUUGGGUGGGUGAUAUCACCUGCUACAUAG